GGCGGAGGAGGAAGCCGGACAGACCUGGACGUCUGCCUCCACUGUCCGUGAGGUUGAGGAGACCCUGGAGACCUGGCAUUUCAGCUACUGGCCCUACGGCAGCGAACUGUAAGUCCCUACGCUGUGGGGUUUAACCAUUCUCUUGUUGUUUUAUAAUGACAGGUACAGGUAGAUAUUGUCACAAGUUCUCAGGUGAGUAGUACUGUGUCUUUUUACUUGAUAAUGCCAUUUUGAGUUUAAGGUUUGUAACAUAGCAGGAAGAGAACAUGCUUGGACUCUGCAGCACUCACCGUGAUGGUCCGAAUACCUGCUUCUGCCCACACUGUAUCCAGUGACCUUUUGGGACUGCAUUGGGUCCUGUCUCAUGGAAUGGUGAAGCUCUAGGAUGCCAGUUUACAGAAUGCAUGCAUUCACAACGUACAGAUGUCACAGCACUUUAAAUGGAUGAUCAAUGGAAAAAGAAAACCAGAGGGUUGCAUGGAUAAAGUCAAAUGGUGGUGCCUCAGGUAGAAGCAAAUCCCACAUGAAAACACAGUGUAAUUCACUGAACCAAGACUAAACUAGGUCUAAAACAGGACUAAACCAGGACUGAACUGAGGAUAAACCAGGACGAAAUCAGGACUGAACCAGGGCUAAACAAGGACAGGAAAUUGACUCUUGUGAGUUUUACGUUAUGUUAUAAUGUUGUUACCUCCUCAAAAACAUUCCGGGAGUUGUGUCUUGUUUCAUCUGCACAUGUUUGAAUAAUCCUUUAUUAUUAGUCUAUAUCUCCAAAGCUCAGAAUGCAGUUCCACCUUUUGAUGUCAUGAAACGGUAGUUUUCCAGUUAAUGGCUACCUUUUACCUUUUGUUCAGUAGAGAUUGGCCUGAAAACACCAAAAGGACUCAAGUGAAGGUGUAUGGAGUUUAAAAACACAGUAGAGCUUUUCCUGUAUUACCACAUGACAUGACAAGGAUUUUUUUCUGUUUGAGAAAAGAACUCAGCCUAAAUAUGCAGAGUUUGUGAGUUAAACAUGUGUGAAUGAAACAAAACACAACUCCACGUCUGUUUUUGAUGAGGAAACAUUGUAACAUAAAUCAGAAAAUAGUGUAAUAUGGGCCCUUUAUUCACUUUAGAAACUAUUAAAAACAAGGACAGUUUAUGUUUAUUCAAUUAAAUUUUAGGAAUUCAACAAUAAUACUACAAACAGAUCUGUGUGUAGCUUGAAUAUGAUAUUUGUUUCUCACUGGACACUGCCCCCUGUCUGUCAGCCCGGGUUGGUGUCUUCAGUGGAGCAGUUGCACAGACUGGUGAAGCCCAGCGUAGACUAUGUGUGCGGCCUUAAGUUCCCCUCUGGAAACUACCCUCCCUGUGUGGGGGACGAGCGGGACCUGCUGGUGCACUGGUGUCACGGAUCUCCGGGGGUCGUCUACAUGCUGCUGCAGGCCUACAAGGUGUUUGGAGGCCCUGGAUACCUGGAGGACGCUCUGCAGUGUGGGGAGGUGGUGUGGAGGUACGGCCUGCUCAAGAAGGGCUACGGCCUUUGCCACGGAGCCGCCGGGAACGCCUACACUUUCCUGUCCCUGUACCGGCACACGGGGGACCCCAAGCACCUGUACCGCGCCUGCAUGUUCGCAGACUGGUGCAUGAACUAUGGCAGACACGGUUGUCGCACACCUGACACGCCGUUCUCCCUGUUUGAAGGUAUGGCCGGUACCAUCUACUUCCUGGCUGACCUCCUGCAGCCAAUGAGAGCAAAGUUCCCUGCAUUUGAGGUGUAAAUUGUUAGUUAGACCGACCCGACAAUAUGGACUGAACUACCAUACAGUUAUACUUAUACUCAUGUCAGUUAAAAUAUUCUACUGAAAUACUUUGGUUUGGGCUGAUGCUUUAUUGUAUGUGCCAUGUACCUGCUUGUACUUCUCAAAUGGGUAUUAUUACUAAUACUAGUACUACUAUUACUACGACAGCAAACUCAAAAAUGUACUUCAAAAGUGCAUGUAUGUGUGUAUACUUGGUAAUUGUUGUAAAUAGGUGAAAUUCUAGUUUGGGCAUGUUUUAUGUGGAUGAAAACAUAUAUGAAUGAUACGUUUUGGUUAUGAAACUCU
Molecule: messenger RNA, 2087 nt
Organism: Periophthalmus magnuspinnatus
Lineage: Eukaryota; Metazoa; Chordata; Actinopteri; Gobiiformes; Gobiidae
Product: glutathione S-transferase LANCL1-like
Exons: 4
Coding region: 1209-1760 (183 amino acids)
Biological process (GO): peptide modification; carbohydrate metabolic process
Cellular component (GO): plasma membrane
Source: RefSeq, a predicted model, not a curated record